GCGUGUGUUACAGCGUCGCUACUGCCGGCUAUUUGGCUGUCUCGUUUUAGAGGUGGUGGCGAAUGUGCUUGAACUGCUUUAAAGGAAAUAAAAAUUGGUUGUUGGAGUGAAUUAUGGCUCCUCUCAAGAAAGGAGAUCUGACAGAGGAGGAGACUGAAUUGUUGCAAGUCAUAUCUGAAGGAAACAUUCAGGAGGCGGGAAGGUUGCUGGGUAGUAAAAAUGUCCGUGUCAACUGUUUGGAUCAGCAUGGAAUGACUCCUUUGAUGCAUGCUGCAUAUAAAGGAAAGGCUGAGAUGUGCAAGCUGCUCUUACAGCAUGGUGCAGAUGUGAAUUGCAAUGAACACGAACAUGGUUAUACAGCUCUUAUGUUUGCUGGGCUCUCGGGUAAUAAAGAGAUCACAAGGAUGAUGUUGGAAGCUGGAGCAGAAAUUGAUGUUGUAAAUUCGGUUGGACGAACUGCAGCACAAAUGGCUGCCUUUGUGGGCCAGCAUGAUUGUGUAACUAUCAUCAACAACUUCUUUUCACGCGAAAGGCUGGACUUCUACACAAAACCACAAGGACUUGACAAAGAACCCAAGCUUCCAGUCAAGUUAGCAGGGCCCUUGCACAAAAUCAUAAUAAUGACAAACUUGCACCCUGUUGCGAUCGUGCUGAUGGUUAAAGAGAAUCCAUUACUAGCAGAGGUUGAAGCGCUGAGCAAGUGUUACAGGGUGCUGGACCUUAUAAUAGAAAAGUGCAUGAAACAGAGGGAAAUCAAUGAAGUCCUGGCCAUGAAGAUGCAUUAUCUCAGCUACAUCUUCCAGAAGUGUAUCACAUUUUUAAAGGAACAUGAAUCUAAACUUGACGGACUUAUUAAAAGUUUAUUAAAAGGACGGGAUUCUGAUGGCUUCCCAACUUACCAAGAGAAAUUUAUAAGAGAAUGUAUCCGGAAAUUUCCAUGGUGUGAAGCCACAUUGUUGCAACAGCUUGUGAGAACCAUUGCUCCAGUAGAAAUUGGCAAUGAUCCCACAGCUUUAUCUGUAAUGACCCAGAUCAUAACUGGCCAGGUUGGCUUUGUGGAUGCUGAAUUUUGCACAGUUUGUGGUGAAAAGGGAGCUGAUAAAAGGUGCUCAAUUUGCAAAAUGGUGAUAUACUGCAAUCAAAAUUGUCAGAAGAUGCACUGGUUCACUCACAAAAAAGUCUGUAAAAAAUUGAAAGAAACAAGAGAAAAACAAGAAGCCAAGGAAAAACUGAAACAGAAUGAAACAAAAGCAACCACCUCUGAAACCACUAGAGCUGAGGCUACAGGGUCCUCUAACCCUCCACUUUCAACCUCUGAUGACGGCUCGGGUUCGAAGGACCUCAGCACAGGGGCCAAAGCAGAACUUAAAACUACACAGGAAGAGACCACAACAGAAGGAGAGGCCAUUUCUCCUACAAACGUGCACACAGCUGAAGAAUAAAGUGGAUCUAAUGUUGCACUUGAUGUUUUCCAAUUUCUGUAGUGUAUGAAAUAUAAUCCAAUAUAUAUUUAUCAACAAGGUUAUUGCUCCCACUGCAUGGCUGCAGUGAAAGGGAGAAUUCUGUUCAUUGUGCAUUAAGAGAACUAGUUGCUUUGAUUGUGUAUCCUACCCUGUACCAAAGCAGCCUGCAAUCCUGAUAGGCAACGAUGAGGUCAGCGGGAUUUGCUGUCUAUUGUAUUUAAUUCAUUAACUACAUCUGGAUUUGAAGGACCCUUCACUACUGAGAUAAAUCCAAAUGGUUUGAUCUAAAUUCUGUCCAAGCUAAUUAAAGUACAUUUGUUAUAACACUUCAGCGUACAACAAUUUGUGAAAAGUAGUAUGAGUUUAUUACUGUGCAGUUCAGAGCAAAAUGAUCUUAAUGAUCUGCACUGUAAUUGUUUUCCUGUUACUAAUAUUCAAAAUUCUGCAGUUUGCUCAUCCUAGUGUAAGUGUUAAGCAAUUUAGACCCAGUGUUGAUGUUGAUUGUUAUCAUUAGGCAUUUUUCCGCAGGAAAAAUCUUCAAUAAUUUCAUACUGAAGAAAAUCCACAAAUUUUGGAAACUAAUGUUCAAAUGCAAGUUACAAUAAAUUUACAUUUUUUUAUUUGCUUUUUGGCCUUUUCUCUACCCUGCACUGCCCAGCCCUUAGUCAAAAUUACUUAGAGUAAAAUGUCAUUGAUGAAAUAUCUUUACUACCUAACAUAUUUGGUACAGUCAUUCAAAGGUUGUGACAAAAAAUUGAAUGUCACUGAAAUUAAACACAUUUUGUAAGUAGUUGCGUAUGUGAUAUGGGAUUUCACCGGCAGUUUCAAAACUUUGUAUACGUAUUGGGUAUUUCUUCACCUCAUUUUGCUGCAGACUCCAGUUCACCAAUGUGCCUGCUCUUGACAAAGUGUAUUCUUUGUCACUUCAUGGUCAUUUAAUUGCUUAUUGAAUUCUAAAUUUAAGUGUGUUUACUAAUGUUCAGUAAAUCCCCAAACAAAAGCAAUUUCAGGUGAAAUGCAGACAUGAAUCAUCCUCAGACACGAGGAAGUCUGCAGAUGCUGGAAUUUCAAGCAACACACAUAAAAAUUGCUG
Molecule: messenger RNA, 2556 nt
Organism: Mobula hypostoma (lesser devil ray)
Lineage: Eukaryota; Metazoa; Chordata; Chondrichthyes; Myliobatiformes; Myliobatidae
Gene: ankmy2a
Product: ankyrin repeat and MYND domain containing 2a
Exons: 10
Coding region: 114-1442 (442 amino acids)
Molecular function (GO): protein binding
Source: RefSeq, a predicted model, not a curated record